Molecule: messenger RNA, 1224 nt
Organism: Nannizzia gypsea CBS 118893
Lineage: Eukaryota; Fungi; Ascomycota; Eurotiomycetes; Onygenales; Arthrodermataceae
Product: secreted protein
Exons: 2
Coding region: 1-1224 (407 amino acids)
Source: RefSeq, a predicted model, not a curated record
AUGAAGAAGUUAUCUUUCCUUCUGGGUCUCGCAUCCAUCUUUUCUGCAUCCUUUGCUGCAAGCGACUACACCUGCGCGGGACGCGAUUCGCCCAAGCUGCCCGGGUCUGCAUACCGGCUUAAAGAAAGCAUCGACUGGAACCUUUCCACCCUGCGCAAGCAUUUCAGCGAUAGGGGCAAGUUGGCCACUGUGUCCGACGUCCUUGACUCUGCCAAUCACCAGCUCAUCAAGUUGGAUGCCAGAGGCUGGGCUUCGGUUACCAGAGUGACCGCGGUCCCACAAAGCGUUUACAGGUGGGAGAGCACUACUGAGGGCUUUGACGACUUUGGCACCAAAAAGUGGUAUCCCCAGGGCGUCACCAGCUCUUCCGAUGCCUUCCAGGUAGGGACGUAUGAAGGUAGAAAUGCCUGGAUCAUGUCCUGGUACGAUGACACAGACGGCAAAGAGAGUGUGCGGGUGACAUUUGUCGAUAAAAAGACGGGCAAGUAUCGCCAUGCCUUGCUGGUAGUUCCGAACACGCCUGAGCUGUACAGUGGUACUCCCAGUCCCGCAACCGACUUCAAACGCCUUGGGAUUCAUGCUGGUGGCAUAGUGUGGUAUGGCAGCACAUUGUGGGUGGUGGAUACUUCCAAGGGCAUCCGAGUGUUCGAUCUCAACAACAUCUGGCAGGUCGAAGCCGGCGAUGAAGUGGGCAAGAUGAGCAAUGGCCAGUUUUCCGCGCAGGGAUAUUUAUAUGUUAUCCCCCAGAUAAGGACAUACACUUGGACACCAAAAACCGAGAAAGAAAAAUUCCGAUUCUCCUGGAUAUCUCUUGAUCGCGUAGGCACCGACAAGAUUCUAGUUGGUGAAUAUGCAGGCUCCACCACGCCGGACAGCACCCCAAUCCGCAUGGCUCAGUACGAGCUGGACUAUACCGUGCGGAAGCUACAGACUAGCUCCCAGAUAGCCACCUCCAGCUGGGCGUAUUGUGUCGACAUCUUGGAGAUGCAGGGUGCCAUUUCCCACGGCGAUAAAUUUUAUAUCAGCACCAGCAACCCGAACUAUGGACUCGGUGAUCUGUGGACGUGGACGCCAGGUAAUCGUGCAAGAGAGAGCCGUGCAUGGCUGCCCCCCGGCCCUGAAGAUAUGACCUGGGAUGAAGUCACCCAGACCUUCACGACUAUUUCGGAGCACCCCGGAAAAAGAUUUAUUGUAACCUAUAAGGGAACACAGGCUCCCUUUUAA